This is a messenger RNA of Hippoglossus stenolepis (Pacific halibut), 1499 nucleotides long. RefSeq names its product cell adhesion molecule 2. The transcript has 4 exons. The coding region runs from base 137 to 487 and encodes 116 amino acids. The record is from RefSeq and is a predicted model, not a curated record. NCBI's taxonomy places the organism in Eukaryota, Metazoa, Chordata, Actinopteri, Pleuronectiformes, Pleuronectidae.
GUGUGUGUGUGUGUGUGUGUGUGUGUGUGUGUGUGUGUGUGGGUGUGUUGUGCAGCACAUGCUUCCUCUUCAUCUUGUUGUUCUUCUUGGUGAAUGAGGAGCUGCCUGCAGAUUCUCAGAAGUGGUUGAUGUCAGCAUGAACGCUUUCACGGCUUCAGUCCUAGAGGCUGCAAAGCGGUUGGAAAACCAUUCUCCUGCUCCAGAGGCUGUGACCAAGACACUGACGCUGGACACCAACUCAGGCAAAGGAGACCUUGCAGCCUUGAUUGGAGGGAUUGUGGGUGCGGUGCUGCUCGCGCUCAUCUGUGUAAUCGCCGUGUUGAUGUGGUGCCUUUCCAGACAUAAAGGCUCAUACAUCACCAACGAGAUGGACGACGAUGACGAUAUGGACAACGACGAUGAGGAGCCUUUCUGCUCCGAUAUGGUGCUUCAAACCAACGAACCUCUGACGGUCGAAGAAGAUGAAGAAAGUAGGACAGAGACUUGAUGGGAGCAGUCAGGGACAAAGGAGUUUUUAUAGCUUUUUUUUAUAGUUGUGAGAAAUGUAAGGUUUUAAUUUCUUCAAGCUGCAAGAAGCAAAUUUGCACUUUGAUGCCACCAGAUGACAGAAAAAUUAAUGGUACCUGCAAAGCUGGAUUUAAUUUGUCUGAAUUUUAAGGCUUUAAAAACGUAAAUCAAAUUAAUAUUUCCAGGCACCAAUUUGAAUUUAAACAUCAGAUCAGGAUCCUUAUACCAGACCGUUUUGCCAUCUCUGUAUCGAUUUACAAUCAGGGGACAUAACACUCAAAAAAAUACUCCAGAGACCAAAUGUAAAGAUUAACUGCAACAUUUUUAUGACUAACAGCUCACUGAAGUUUGAUAAGAAUGUAUCCUGAAGUGCAAUGGAUCUUUAACCAGCGACUUUAAUUUUUCUUUUGCCUUCUUUGUAAAAAAAAAAACCAGCCAGGACUUUUAUUUUAUUUAUUAGAAUCCAAGGCUGCAUUCACGUUGAAAACUGUUGAUUUCUUUCACAUAAAUAUACUGUGAGAUACUUUCUAUGACUACUUUGGCAGAAUAACUUUAAAAUGAAAGUUUUAAAACUCAUUCACCAGAGUCGCAUGUUAAAGCCUCCACCUGCCACCAGAUGCUGCUGGUUUUCUCAAACGUGAUAAGCAUCCAUCAGCAUCUUAACUCUUGAGUGCCGGGGUUUGUUUUUCCCACCCUGGUCAUAUUUGUGAUCAUAUUUUAAGCUCUAAACUAACUGCAGACUGAACGCUGACUAACAUACCACUGUCAUAAAUCAUCUCCAGGAAAUAAUCCAUACCAAGAAAUGUGUAAACAUUUAGACAAGAGAGUUGAUGGUAAUUUUCUUUUUUUAACUUUUACCAGCUAAUGUUUUUUUUUUACAUAAAAGAAUGGACGUAGACGUUUUGUAAUUGCUUACAUAUAGUUGUUAAAAUACCCUCUGGACUUAUUUACAUUUUUAUAAGAAUAAAGUUCACACGUUUUGAUAAAUUGUA